Molecule: messenger RNA, 3898 nt
Organism: Didymella exigua CBS 183.55
Lineage: Eukaryota; Fungi; Ascomycota; Dothideomycetes; Pleosporales; Didymellaceae
Product: Arginase/deacetylase
Exons: 1
Coding region: 58-3684 (1208 amino acids)
Cellular component (GO): nucleus
Molecular function (GO): histone deacetylase activity
Source: RefSeq, a predicted model, not a curated record
CCAAAACAUUGACACGCCAACAAUCACGCGCCGCCGACGCGCUGAGACCCCGCAGCAAUGCAGAGCCACCAGCCGGCGCCGUCGCCUGGCGUGGGAAAAGACGUCACGCCACGAGGAGGUCCGCGCCACAUCAACAAUGAGCCCAGCUCGGUCUCGCGCCCGGUCAAGCGCCUUUCACUGCACACAGGCACCAGCAACCUGCGGGAACCUUCGCCUGGCCCCGCUUCGCCUAGACUGCCAAAGGCCCGCACGCCGUCCUCGCCUCUUCCCACUCUCCGCCGCAGCUCCAGCACGGCAAGCCUGAACCGCGCCUCGUCGCCUGCACCAUUGCUCGCCCUUGGCCGCAAAUCCUCCAGCUCGUCGCUGCGCGGCGACUCGACCGGCACGCCCCGGAGCGCGGCAUCUCGCAGGCCGUCGUUCGCACCCAAUAUGCCUUCGCCAAUCGGGGCCAAGAGCCCGCUGCAGCCGCACUUCGAGGAGAAGCUGCCGUUGCGCGCAUGCGACAUCGCCGAGGAGCACUUCAGGAAGGACCUGGCGCGGCACGAGGGCGCGGGUGGGACAGCAAAGGCGGGCACAAUCGUCAUCGUCCACGACCAAUGCUAUGGACACCGAUACUCGCGACCGAAGACGCCGAAGAACAUGCUCAGCCUGAUCAUGGAGCGCCCGGAGCGCAUACUUGCGAGCGUCCUGGGAAUCUCGACAGCAUACGUGCGUCUUGGCGGGCGACAUGCAGACGGCCACCACCCGUUGCACCCUGAUCAGAACCCACCCGAGCGCAUACCUUUCACGAUUCGCAAGACCUCACGACUGGUCGACGUCACAUUGCCUGUCGUGACGAACGUUCAUGGCACAAAGUGGAUGCAGGAGCUGAAGUCUCUGUGCGAAAAUGCAGGCGAGAAGCUGGCUACCACAGGAAGAGAGCUGGCCAGAGACGCACCAGCAGCCCCGGGACAGCCGCCGAAACACGAAUUCCAUUCUGGAGACCUGUAUCUCUGCGAAGAGUCGUUGAACGCUUUCCAAGGCGCGCUCGGUGGCGUUCUGGAUGCCGUGGAUGCAGUGUUCCAGGGCACUGCUUUUGGGGACGGCCCUUCUCGCGCCUUUGUCUGCGUGCGACCGCCCGGCCACCACUGCUCGGCAGACUUCCCGUCCGGAUUUUGCUGGCUGAACAAUGUCCACGUCGGUAUCGAACACGCCAUGAUGCAGUACGGUCUGACACACGCGGCCAUCAUCGACUUUGAUUUGCACCACGGGGACGGCUCGCAGGCCAUUACCUGGGCACGGAAUAAGAAGGUCCAGAACAUGCCAAAAGGCACAGCGAAUCGCAAGAAGACGUCCAUUGGUUACUUUAGUCUGCACGACAUCAAUUCGUACCCGUGCGAGGACGGCGAUGACGACAAGGUCCAGGCAGCAAGCCUCUGCAUCGACAAUGCCCACGGCCAGUCAAUCUGGAACGUACACCUCCAGUCCUGGAAGACACCAGAGGAGUUCUGGGCGAUCUACGAGGACAAGUAUCUUGUGCUGCUCGACAAGACUCGUCAGUACCUCAAGUUCCACACGAAGCGUCUGAGAAGCGGGCCGAAUCAGCCAACCCCCAAAGCGGCCAUCUUCUUGUCUGCCGGCUUUGACGCCAGCGAGUGGGAGACGGCAGGCAUGCAACGACACGCUGUGAAUGUGCCAACAGAGUUCUACGCCCGCUUCACUCGAGACGUCGUACGUUUAGCCGAAGAAGAAGGCACUGCGGUCGACGGCCGCGUCAUCUCUGUGCUGGAAGGCGGCUACAGUGACAGAGCCCUGGCUAGCGGAGUCAUGAGCCACAUCAGCGGUCUUACGGAUGGUCAGGUGUAUCACGACGCCAAUCCCACCACUGGACUUGCCUUUGACAUGCAACAGAGAUUGAGUGGGCUCAGCAUCACAGAUGACGGUUCGCCCGUACAGUCAGUCGAGGCCAACUUGACACCAGUCACGUACGAUCCAUCGUGGUGGCAUGCUACACAUCUCACCGAGUUGGAGAAUCUGAUCAAUCCUCCACCUCCAAUCGCUCGCAAGAAGACCAACCAGGGACCUCUGGCACAUUUCUCUUCGCCCACGCAGUCCUUCACCGCCAAGGUCGUAGAUCCAACGAAGCUCUCGCAUUUGCAGCCUGGCCGGGGUGUGCCCGUCAAUCCUUCACGGCCGAUCACCCCACCUCCUCCGGAUGUCGAUUGGGCAACCGCAGCGCAUGCGUUGAGUGCGUUGCUCAUACCUGCUGAUCGUCAGACCAGGAGUUGCAGGCCUGAAGAACUUGCUCCUCCACAAGUCAAGAAGGAGAAGCCCGCUGCUCCAGCAUUGACCUCUGUAAAGAUCGAUACAUCAGGUCGACAACUACGCGGCCGCAAACCUGUUACAACCUAUACCGAUCAUGGCUCUGACGAUGAGAAGGCUCAUCGUCCUGGGUCUCGCUCGAGCCGUCGACAGACCAUUGCUGACUUCCAACUGACAGCAGCCGACCCUCCACCAACUCCAUCAAAGUCGCGUCGGAUGAGCAUCGCAUCCAGUGUGUCUUCCAUCGGCGAUCGUAGCGUCAGCCGUGCUCCAAGUGUUCCUCCAUCAAAUUCAAGGAGGCCUAGCGUUGUGCCUUCGACUGCUCUCUCGAAUGGCCUUUCAGUCAAGAAGGGUCGUGGCACAACAAAUGCGGCUUCGGCUCGCGCCCCUCAGCGACCACCCAUACCGCGUGUGCCAUCUGCCUUUACCAGCAAAGCGGCCACUGCCAGGGACAAAGAGAACGACGACAUGGACUCGUUGACUUCGGGUCUGAAGCGGGUCACACUGAAGAUGCCCUCGAGAGAAGAGUACGAGGCGCGGGAGAAGGCGAAGGAAGAAGCGCAGAAGGCUCUCGAAGGCCCAAAGAAGCCGGCCGCGAAAGCCUCGCGCAAAUCGCCCGCCAGCCGUACUACAGCUACCAAGACAGCUGCUAAACCUGCUGCUGGCGUUAUAAAGAAGGGCCGUGGAUCAAGGUCAAAGACAUCGUCGCCUGCUACUACACCAGCGCCGACCAUGCCUCCCGAGCCACCUCAGUUGCAGAGCGCGGCCGUGGCACCGCUUCAACAACCAGAGCCAGUACAUCUCGAGUCCGUCUCCAACUUGGCAGAGCAGUCGAACCCCCCUAUAAACCCACCAGAGACCCUGUUCAACAGUGUGUCUGAGGCUAGUCGGCGUGGCUCCGGCCCUAUUAUCGAGCCCCCAACCGACCUCAGAGAUUCCGUUAUUACCCCAGAACAGCUCCGUGAGCAGCUGCCCUUGCCUGCAUUCGUAGCAGCAACAGAAGCAACUGACAUGACACCUCCCCAACGCGCUGAUACGCCUCCGCCACCACCGCCAGCUACCGGCUUGCAGUUUGUGAACUACAAUGCUUACUCUUUCGACGCUGCCCCAUUAGCAAACGUGCCGCCGACUUCUGAGCCUCAGGCGUCCGCAACCUUACAAUGGCUGGCCCCAAACACCGACACAGCAGUAACACCACCAAAAACGGCAUCCCGUCCCAUAUCACCGGCCAAGAGACAGGAUCUGCCAGUCUUCUCCGCAACAAGCACGAUCCCCUUCGCCGUCCCCGCUCCUCCACCCGCUCCACAACAGGCUGCUCCUCCGGCGGCCAAGACGGAGAACCACAAGGACGUUUGGGAAGUACCCGACACACCAGCUCGCUAGACAGCUCACCUGAGAAUCGAUACCAAACUUGGCGUUUAUUGGUGGGACUAGAGCGCGGCGCUCACAGGUUAAGUUAAUCACCCAACAAGUCGGCGCGCUUACCGCGACGGGGGUGCGCGAAUCAGGCGCCCCAGGCGCCCUUUGCUAGACCUUGCCGUUCUUGUAUUUUGUAGAGAUAGAGAUACCCUUCUUAGAAUCUAAAGUUUUGUUCCCA